This is a messenger RNA of Pristis pectinata (smalltooth sawfish), 1019 nucleotides long. Its product is annotated as centrosomal protein of 63 kDa-like. Lineage: Eukaryota; Metazoa; Chordata; Chondrichthyes; Rhinopristiformes; Pristidae. The transcript has 8 exons. The record is from RefSeq and is a predicted model, not a curated record. Gene Ontology annotation, cellular component: centriole. Gene Ontology annotation, biological process: de novo centriole assembly involved in multi-ciliated epithelial cell differentiation; centriole replication. The coding region runs from base 121 to 1008 and encodes 295 amino acids.
UUGAGAAAUGCAUCUAUGUAAAUGCAGGUCAAUUAGUAUAGACGUUUGACAAUUUUAAUACCAGUGAAACAGAAGGGUUUCUCCUGGAUCAGAAAGAUUAGCCAAGGACACACUACUGAAAUGGAGGAAAUAAUAAGAGGGUUAGAGAAGAAUGGUCGAUUACAGGACUCCUCUUGUGAAGCAGAGCUCCAGGAACUAUUGCAUCAAAUUGAUGUCAUGGUGAACCGAAAAAAAGUUGAAUGGGAACAACAGUCACAAAGUCUUGAGACCCAGCUUGAAAUGCGUGAGCUAGAACUGGCCAAUGUACGCACUUGCCUUCUCUCAAAAGAGCAUGAGGUAGAUGAGCUUCAUCAGCAGCUACAAGACUUUGAAAACUCUCAUAGACUAAUGAUACAGAAGUAUGAAGAACAGUUUAAAUCCUUGAAAUCCGAUCUCUGUCAACUGCAUAGUACCUAUGAAAAACUGCAAAAACAUCAACUAAAACAAGCCAAGGAGACAUUCAAGCAACAGCCCCAAAAUUCUGAUGACAAAUGGAACAGCUGGAAGCAGAUUGAGCUAUGUGAAUCAGAAAUAAAGUAUUUGAGGACUUGUGUGGCGUGUGCUCAGGACACAAUCAGGAGUGAUGAAGCCACCAUUGAACAACUGAAAACUACACUUGAGGAAAAGACUACACAAGAGGAAUUGCACCAGCAGGAGCAGCAACAUCUCUUGGAAAAGGUUAAAUGUUACCAAAGAAGAUGCCAGAAAAUGGAAUUAAAACUUUCAGACCUGCAAAUUGAAUUGCAAUCACGAGAUGAUCUACUGCAAGUGAACCACUUGGAGCAGAAACAACUACGGAAGGAGCUAGCCAGGGUCAGACAAUCCAUAAUGCAAAAAGAUGAUGUUCCUAGGCCAAUGGAACUAACUAAUCUUGAAAUGGAACUCAAGAGCACUUUGAAACAACUCGAGGCAAGCAGCAAGAAUGAAACAGUGCUGCAGGCGGAUAUCAUGAGAUUAAAAGCAGAGUAGGUGAAGUGUUG